AUGUCGAUUUUGGACACACUUUCGGAAAUUAUCCUGAAUCGAAAUGUUGUGCUAUCCCCCACACAUAACGACCAGCUUUUCUUCGGCGGUCUCACGCACCUUUUAUUCAUGCUUUCGGUCACCCCGGACAUUCUUCCAAAGGAGGAAGAGGCAUCAAAACUUGAUCGUGGCAGCGCCCAGGUAGCGGUAUGCGCUUCGCAAGUGUGGAAGGAGGUUUGUGCUGCAAAGCGUGGUCUUCUAGAAGAAGUUUUUCACGGCAGCUUCGUCACGGAGCUGAAUGCGGCACGCGCAUUGCUUUCUCAUGCGGCAAGCCUACAGUGGUUAUCCUUUGUUGAUUCACAGAUGAAUUCUUCAACUCCAAAAAGUGCUUCGCAAAUUCAGCAGCACAUUCAGUCGAAAAUAACAAAAGUGGCCAGUGGAUUGCAGCGUUUGGCAAGUCGGAAAACACUGAGCAGCUCGAAUUCAGUUUCCAGCUUCACGUUCUGGCGGCAGUCCAAUAUUUCCACAGAGGUUACUUGCCUGAUCUUGUAA
This is a messenger RNA of Gongylonema pulchrum, 531 nucleotides long. Lineage: Eukaryota; Metazoa; Nematoda; Chromadorea; Rhabditida; Gongylonematidae. The record is from the annotation of a GenBank genome assembly.